AUGGCGCACCUUCUGCCCAAUGAUCAUCGCAUUGAACAGAAAUUGCUCUGCGCGCAGCUUGUGUGCGAAUGCUUCCAACUGGAUGAUCAGGGCGAGCGAGAGCACUGGCAGCCCAUUGCCGAUCAGCUGGUCGUGGCCAAGAUCUAUCUCCUCAAGUUCGCGCCGUUGACCAUUCAGCUACGUAAUGAGCACGGCAAGCCCAUUCGCCGUCGUAUGGGCCAAUGCUACCGGCUGCAACUUCAGACUGCCCAGCAUGGCGAGCUCCUUCGAGAUCUUGCCCUGGCUGAACCUGGCGUGUUGUUGGAGAUGGCGAGCCAGAUCUUCGUGCUAUAUCGCCAGCAGCGACAGCAUCGUAUCCUCGGUCUGAACUUCAUCUCUGCCCCCGACGCCAACGAGUUCAUGCUGUGCGUAGCAGCGGCGUAUCAAGACCAGGAGGCACACAUCCAAGAACUGAAUCGUCGGCCCGCAUCCACGCUUAGUAGCACUCCGGUGUCAUCCCCUGCUGCCGCGGCAAAAGCUGUAACCCCCGACACCCGACUGCAGCCUGCAAGGCCACAUCGCAAGUCGAUCACGCUAAAGCAGACCAUCGAUCCCGCGACCUUAAGCGCUGGCCCCGGGCCUGCAACGACACCGAACAGUCAGCCCGGCACAGAUGCUGUGCAAAUCGCAUGGAUUGCCCGCGCCAACGCCCCCUCUCACGACCAGCCCGAUGCAGACGCGCCUUUGGCAGGAUCGUGGAGUGAUCUUGAAUGGGUCACGGCACGCGGUCGGCUGGAUGAUCCGAUUGCGCUAAUCAGAAACUCUGAACUGGCCCUGUCCUUGCAAGCACAUGAUUUGCGGAACGCCUGCGUUGGCCAGCAUGGCGAGCAUGCCGAUGUGGUACUUCUCGCAGUACUGCACAAGGGUCUUCUUGCCAUCAAGCUUCCUUCCACCAUUGCCGCUGCCAGACUUGCCACCCAUCUUCUCGAACUCAUGCUCGAACAAGAGUUUGGCAGCAUCAAGGGUACCCAGCAGCUCCGUGAUGCUCUUGUGGAUGCCAUCCAAGAGACGCUAGACGAAUAUCAAGACCUUGAGCGGCACUUUGGCAUGACACAACUACAGCAUACGAGUGAUGCAUACUUGCUGCAGCACCGGGAGCAACUUCUUCUUCAACUUCACCGCUUGCAAAUGUUUACAACCGUGAUCCCUGACCUGGCCUCGGACCGCCCCGUGGGCGUGCAGCAUGUGCUCGCUGGCCUCACACCCAGCACUCGCGCUCAAUUACCUCCCACCUGGGCCUCAACCAUCCCUGCCGUCUAUUAUGUGUCUGUGCGAACAGAGUUCUCUCGGGCCUCGGGUGGCUCCUCCGUCACGCCGUCAGCCUCGCGUCGCGAUAGCAUCGGAAGCAACGCGUCUUCGCCCCACCAGAGUGCGCGCCUCAGACGCAAGGCCACCGUCAAGCUACAAAAUCACGUGCGUGUAGCCUUGCCCGGUGAAGGCUACACGACCUUACAUCGUGCCAACUGCGUGCGAGGCGCUGAUGUGUUGCAAUCAGCGUGCCGCAAGCGAAAUAUGGUACCGGCCGAUCUGCUUCUUCUCGUGACCGAGCGAGGCCGGGAGCGCUGGUUUCCCUUGGACGAGGUCGUGACUGAUGCUCAUGAGGAGUUUCGGUUGGCCGUCCGAGCCACUCGGCGCCUGGUUCUGAAAAAAACACAGCCCGAUGAAACGCUUGGUUUUCGGCUCGGUCGAAAAGAUAAGCUGCUCAAGAUGAUUGCGGCCGCGCGUGCCGAGCACACAGAGUCAGCAGACACGGACUUGGCUUCGGGUCCCUUGGGUUUGGAUGAAGGAACCGUUGCAACAUACCCGGAUGACGGCGUGUUCGUCGUUGCCGUAGAGGCAACGUCACGUGCUGCUUUGCGUGGGCUCGAGGUGGGUGACCAGCUCUUGCGCGUGGAUGAGCGCUCAGCCGUGGCCAAGGAGUUGAAGCAGAUUAUACUGGGCCUCAAGGCACGGCAAGAAAUUAUGAUGGACAUGAAGUGCAGUCGUCGCACCAAGCAUGAGGUCGUUGACGAUGAAGCGCAUCAGGGCUUGGACGCUCUCAUUGACGAGCACGUGGUGCUGGCCCCAGCUGUGCUGGCCGAUGAAUUGGAGGGGGGCUUUGACCGUGGCAGCAAUCACGUCGACCUAAAGUCAAAUAUCGCCUCCUCCAGCCAAGCGCAAAUGGGUGCAGGCGAGACUUUGCACGCACGCAUUGAUAGCUGGGUGGUGCCGCCGCCGCCGCAGUUGGCGAGCAACUCCCCAAGCCGUUCCAAUAGCCAUCCGCGCCAUGGUAACAGUCCCGGUAUGGGCGACGGUGCAUCGCUGCCAGGGGAUGGGCGCUUGGGCCUCGACACACUGGGUCAUGGGGACGCGGGCUCGCGGCCGGGCGCAUCUACUCCAACACCCCCAGCCAUGAGUACAGAAGACAUCAUGGCGGCCAACGAAUCCCAUUCUGGCCUUGAUUUUGUACGGCAGGUCACAGACUUUGUGCGUAGUGCAGACGAAGUCUCCAAGCUGAUGAAGCAGCUCACGGUUGAGGAUGCCGCCUUACUGUCCCCGCGCCGAGACCGGGGAGAUGCAGAGAAUGAUCAUACUGCGCGAUCAAAGGGUCGCCCAACCUCUGAGCAUGUUGAAAGUCCUGGUGGGUCGGAGGUUGGUUCAGAUCUCGUGCCAAUGACGGAGCCGCCCCAUGGCGUGCACACGGGGGCCAACGAACGCUCGAGUGCGAUCCCCCGCCAUGAGCCUAACAGAGGCUCGGGAUCAUCGCGGCAUAGCUCGGUGUCAGAUGCGGGCAGCGAGGACGGCGCAUCGCCCCGCGCAAUGGUGCGGCGGCGCAGCUCGCGCCGAAGCAGCCGCACUGAGCGGUCUCAGCACGAAGCCCGGUGCAUUCAGCAUGAUGUUUUGAGCGACCUCGACCGCAAGCGCCGACGCAAGCGCGAUAAACUCCAAGCCACGAUUCAAGAGCUCAUUGACACAGAGCGCUCGUACGUGGCAGACCUCUACCUGGUGCAGUCACGGUAUAUCGCGCCGUUGAUGAAGGAAACCAUCUUGACACGGGACGAGAAGGCCGUGGUGCUCGGGAAUUUAUCGCAGUUGCUCGCGUGUCAGAGCGAGCUGUUGUCGCAGCUAGAGGCAGCCACCGCCGAGCUUUUGGAAGCUGCAGCGGACGAGAACGCAGUGCUGCGGUCCAAGGUGACAGAGCGAUGUGCGGCCAAGGUCGCCCAAGUCUUUGAAGACAACCUGGACCAAUUUCGUGUCUAUGCAAGGUACUGCAGUGGUCAUGCGCGGGCAGCACAGAUUGUUGCCGACCGCAAACGCCACGAGCUUCAGGCCCUGCUGGCAGCGCGUAACCCGAGUCAGGAGCAAGCCACAAGCUUUGCGUCUUACUUGAUCAAGCCUGUGCAGCGCGUGCUCAAGUAUCCGUUGUUGCUGCGCGAGAUGGCCAGUCAUCUGGACUAUGAUCGGGCGACUCAAAAGCACGUGCAAGAGGCAUUGUCAGGUCUGACGCGGCUGGCGUCUCACAUCAACGAUAUGACGCGGCUCACGGAGAUUUUCGAACAUGAAAUCAACAUCAACGUGCCCGGUUUAGUCUUGAGCCAGAGCUUCCACCAGUUGAUGUACCACAGCGGCAUGACGUGGUGCAAUUGCGUGGACGAUCGUGGUAAGCCCCGGCGCCACGUGCCGGUGUAUCUCUUCGUCUUUCGCACCAUGGUUGUCAUGUUGGAGUUGUUGGACAGCGAGUCGAGAGGAGGUAAGCGCAAGGCGCUGCCGACUGCUUUCACCUUGCCCAAGUACCGCUUCCUGGACUGUUUUGAGUUGGCCGAUGUCAUUGUCGCCGGCAACAUCCCGCAAGAAUUUCUGGGUGUUACACCGUCCCAAGCCAGUCUUUGCUGGGGGUUCUAUCAUCUCCAAUCAGAAGGGCGUCGCUCUUCGCGUCGGCGUGGGGAGACCGCUUCAGUUGGCAGUAGCGGACACACGGGUAUUUUUGGCGCAGGGGGCACCGGCGAGGACGGGCGCGUCAACCGCACAUCGUGGGCUACCUUGCGCAGCAUCGUUUCGGACCGCAAAACCGACAAGCACCGGCAGGCGCUCAAAGUCCACUUGCCGGGCCGAGCCGAGGCGAGCGAGACGCGGCUGUUUGCCUUUUUGAUGGACCACGAUUCAGCGCGCAACGAGUGCUUGCAUCACGUGCAACAAGCCUUGUUGUAUGAUGGCGACGAUAAUCGGGACGAUGAUCCCCAGGGGCUCAUGCCGCUGCUCAGUAGCGAAGACAUCUGA
Molecule: messenger RNA, 4296 nt
Organism: Monosiga brevicollis MX1
Lineage: Eukaryota; Choanoflagellata; Craspedida; Salpingoecidae
Exons: 12
Coding region: 1-4296 (1431 amino acids)
Biological process (GO): positive regulation of axonogenesis; small GTPase-mediated signal transduction; activation of GTPase activity
Cellular component (GO): membrane; synapse
Molecular function (GO): guanyl-nucleotide exchange factor activity; protein binding
Source: RefSeq, a predicted model, not a curated record